CUGGGGGAUUUCAAAUUUUGUUGCACAAAUGUCAAGGAUCAACUGAUUACAUUUUGGUGGUUCAAGGUCACUGUGACCUUGCAUAUCAUGUUCAUUUAGUAAUUAACUCGAGUAUUAACUUGCUAAUUAUGGCAACUUCAAAACAAAUAUCUAUAAGGAUUAAAAUCAAAAGUGAUGACAUUGAUUUACUUAUCGGGAAUACAACCACGAGGCAGUAGUAAAUUGUAGAUUCGGACUAACAGACUUCCUGUCAACAAUAAUGAUAUUUUUAAGAAUUGUAAUCUUAUCUAUAAGAUCGGUUUCUUAACCUCUGUUUUAGCAGUGAAAUCGUCGAUAGGAGAGUAUAUAAGUCUCAUUAUUUAGAGUGUCUACACGGUUUGAAUGGUUAUUGAUAUAAAUUAUAAUUAAGUAAAAUAUUUCCAGGAUGGUUAGGGGACUGAAAUAAGUCGACUUGAAUCCCCUUUAUCGGCCAAGCUCCAAAAUAAUGGGUCUAAAAUCUCCCAUGAUGCAAUUCAAUUGUUUAUAUCAUUAGCUCCCCUUGCUUUCUAAAACUCCAGAGACUCAGAUAGCUUAGUUCACUGCUUGAGGCUCCUCGUGAUAAGCAAAAAGUAGUUGUGUAAAUCAGCAGUGUCUGUUUGAGCAUUGUUUGGAAAUGAAAACACUUCCUGAGGCUCACAAUGAAUAAAAGCAGUUCUCCUGCCCAGUGUAAAUAUGACAUAUUGUAUAACUGCGCACCAGUUGGUCCCUUUAAACACACCCCUCGCCCUUCGCUCUGCCCCGGUGAUAUUUGUGAGCAGAGUGCAGCUAAACUUAGCCGUCUGACAGUAGCCCUCCUCAUCACAACAGACUGUUCACAGCACUGGGUUACAAUGGACGGUGUCGUGUUACCACAGAUGCUGCUGUAUCUCACCACUGUCGCCGGCCAAACAAGGUGAGUGUGUGCCCCAGAUCCUUGGCUGUGACAAUAAUCUGGUAAUUGGUUUACUUUGUUAACUAAUAAAUGUACAGUAUAACCUGUCACUGCUCCUCGCUGUGCGUUGGUUCCAGCAUGUGUUGCACAUUUGUUCCCUGCUGUGGCAUGAGAGGGAGAGGGGCAGCUGCCACCAGUGAACCCAUGUUUAGUGUCCCUUAUUUAGAACUAAGAUUAAUGAUUCAACUGAAGUUUAUUUUAUGAAUUGAUUAUAUUUUAACAAAUGGAAUUACUUUUUUGUCCUAAUGAAUUUCAAUUUCUUAGCAUGAUAUGAGAAUGCAUUGAGUUUCUGUGAAUGUUUUCCCUACUGAUUUGCUCCAAUCUGUCAUUUGUAGAUGUAGACUUAAAGACUCUUGCACUUGUAUUCCUCUCUCUCACGAUGGGCAACUAUAGCUCUGCCCUCAUUCCUGUCACGGAAGAGUUUGACUCAGUGGUGUCGAUGGCAGAGAGGCUGAAUGAGCAGGUAGCACUCAUGAUGGAGGAGGAAGAAAAACAAAAGCAGAGCCAAGAAAUUGAUUCUUCAUCACUUCAAGAAAACUCUCAGGAAAUGAGCCAAAAUGGGCCUUCCCUUCCUGCAGCAACACCCAAAAGUGUGUCUACCCAGUCCUUCACCUCCCUGUUACCAAAGGCUCUCUCUGCUGUACUCUAUCCGACGGGCCGUAGCUCCGACCCCCAGCAGAGCAGAAGUCCAGCGAGCCUGGAGCAAGUGCAGAGCGAGCUGAGAGAGCUGAGGGACCAGUUUCAACUGAUGAAGAGACAGCACAACAAAGAAAUUAAACUGCUAAUGAGCGAGCUCGAUGAAGAGAAGAGGAUUCGCUUGACUAUACAGAUGGAGAUGCAACGUAUGAAGAAGCACAUGUCUAAAUGAGCGGAGAACUUCACCUUCAUCAAAGACGAGUUAUAAAGGUCCCGUUGUACACAUAUCUGAUAAAUGAUAUUUUUCUAUGUUUGAAAAACUCCUUGCUCUUUUUCGUUGAAAAAUAUUAUUAUUCUUUUUGUAUUACUUCUCUUCGGUGGUCAUUUUAUUCAACUUUUUUGUUGAACUGGCCUGAAGGACUUUUUAUUGAGUAAUUGCCUAAAGUUCACAGUGAGAGCAGACUUGAGGUGAGAGGAGUGUCUGUUAUUAUAUCUCUGGAAAUGAGCAGUGCACGGCCCUGGGAUACAUUCAGUUUGAUUUAUUUACUUCUUUUAAUGACUAGUGUGUUGAGGAGGUAAAGAAAUGUGUCUCCUAUGACUGUUGGCCUGAAAGUGUUGAUAAUCAGUGUUCAAUUGGUUGCAAUAUUGUUUGUUACAACCGUGUGGAAAACAGAGAGGGGAACAUAAAAUGAGUGCCAGUAGUACAUUAAAUAUAUCUUAUAAAAUGUAAAGGAGACACAAACACAAAGCUUCUAUUGUAUAUAAGGUGCAUGUAAUUAAUAAAUAACUUUUGACUGAAGUCAUUGAAUAGUGUUGUGUAUUUGUAAAUUCAAUAAACAUGUUAACUUGACAAUUUAUUA
Gymnodraco acuticeps is the source of this 2466-nucleotide messenger RNA. RefSeq names its product SH3 domain-containing kinase-binding protein 1. The record is from RefSeq and is a predicted model, not a curated record. The transcript has 6 exons. Bases 1266 to 1838 code for a protein of 190 amino acids. Lineage: Eukaryota; Metazoa; Chordata; Actinopteri; Perciformes; Bathydraconidae.